AUGAGGAUCUAUUUGUCCUCCUCUGCGACUCCCAGGACAUCCCACCGGCUGCCGACAUCCUGCCUGGGCUUCCUCCUCCCCAAACAUCGGAAGAAAGCAAAGCGAAAAAAGGAAACAUAUCGAGCCAGCGGUACUGCACACAAGCGGGCGGUGGCCAAGUUCGAUCGGGUCCAAAGCGCACCUCCAGCCAAUGACCCAGUGAUUGCAAGCUGUCUAACAUCCAAGCAUCACUCCUUGACAUGGCGGCCAGGAUUUCCACGCUGGAAAGCGACUCCAUCAGACCUUCGUCUUCACCGACCGUCAUUUCCGCAUCAGGAGUCUCCACCGCACCUGAACUGCGUCACCUCCAGCACCAGCCUCAGCGUGAUGACCACCGUGGCCACCGCUGUACCCCUAACCAUGGGCUCGCCCUUCUUCCCACCGUCUUCUGCCAUCCCUCAUCACUUGAGGAGCCAAAUAUUAGCAGAAAUUCCAUCGCCUGUGUCCAGAAGCAGCCCAGUCAAGCCUGGAAUGCCCCCCGUUCAGCCAAACCAUUUUAGAUUAAAUGAUCCACUGCAAUCUUAUGUGCGCGCUGCUGCGCAGUACAUACGUGGAGGUCUGUCUAAAUCUACAUUAAAAGCGUACGACUCAGCUUGGUCUUAUUUCACCACAUUUUGUGCUACUUUAUCUGUAGCCGCUCUGCCUGUGAAUAUAUCCUGUGUUAGUGCAUUUAUAGUCCAUUGCUUUGAGUCUCGAAAAAUCCAGCCUUCUUCCAUCAAAAGUACUGUCGCUGGCAUCCAAUUCCAUCUACGCUGCCUGGAUCCAUCCGUUACCAGCAUUCUGGAAAACCCAUCCAUACGCCUCCUGCUGAACGGCCUCAAAAAGGAGUCACCUCGAGGUAAUGAUAAACGUCUCCCUUUCACAUUACCUUUAGUUAAUACAAUUAUAUCACGUUUGAGGGAAGGGUGUUUUGGGCCUUACACAGAUCAAAUGUUAGAGACAGUCAUUCUCACAGCUUUCUUUGGGUUCCUAAGGGGUGGUGAAAUCUCUUCACGCACGCGUUUCUUUGACCCAAAUCACAAUCUCACCAUUUCUGAUGUUUCGAUUAAUGAUCACCAUUUCACCUUGUUUCUCAAACACUCCAAAUCAGAUAGGAAUAGUGAAGGUGUAGUUGUAUAUAUAUCAGAGUCUAAUACUGUCUUUUGUCCUCCAUCAUCCAUGCUGACCUACUUGAGGAGCCGUCCUCGUGCUGGUCCGCAGGAGCCGCUGUUUGUCACUCAGGAGGGGAAACCAAUGUCCAGAGCCUGGUUUGCAUCUCAUCUACGCCUCCUCUGCCAAUUCUGCAGACUGCCUGCAGACCGUUAUAUAGCCCAUUCUCUGCGCAUAGGGGCCGCAACUACUGCGGCGGCAUCUGCUCCUGUUUCAACCCUAAAAGCCAUGGGCCGAUGGACGUCUACUGCAUACGAACGUUACCUUCGUCCUGAUGUUCGCGCCAUUCUUGACGCUCAGAAAGCUAUGAGCUCUGAAGAUCUGCUUCUUGCCCUAUGUGCUCUGCUCCCUGCUCUGUUCCUGAUCUAUGUGCUCUGCUCCCCGUGCUUAAAGGCUACUUAA
Alosa alosa (allis shad) is the source of this 1590-nucleotide messenger RNA. RefSeq lists its product as uncharacterized. The transcript has 2 exons. Gene Ontology annotation, molecular function: DNA binding. Bases 1 to 1590 code for a protein of 529 amino acids. Lineage: Eukaryota; Metazoa; Chordata; Actinopteri; Clupeiformes; Clupeidae. The record is from RefSeq and is a predicted model, not a curated record. Gene Ontology annotation, biological process: DNA recombination; DNA integration.